This is a messenger RNA of Cotesia glomerata, 4659 nucleotides long. It is a transcript of the gene mute, whose product is annotated as GON-4-like protein. Bases 242 to 4375 code for a protein of 1377 amino acids. NCBI's taxonomy places the organism in Eukaryota, Metazoa, Arthropoda, Insecta, Hymenoptera, Braconidae. Gene Ontology annotation, cellular component: nucleus. Gene Ontology annotation, biological process: regulation of DNA-templated transcription. Gene Ontology annotation, molecular function: transcription coregulator activity. The record is from RefSeq and is a predicted model, not a curated record. The transcript is spliced from 13 exons.
CAGAAAUAAGUUUUGUUUUGGAUCUCAGUUAUUUCCCCUUCCCAAGUAUCGCUGAUUAUACAUAUAUAUGUGAAUGUCAAUGAAAACAAAACCGUUUAAAAACAAAGUUCAUUUCUUUUGCUGCAGUUAAAACAAGUUUAUGGGUUGAAAAUAUAGAACUUAAAAUUAGUAUUAGAUAAUAACGGAGUGAAUAACCUAAUUUAUUUCUACAGUUGCUCAUAAAGUAAACAAUAUUCUUAAAAUGAAUCAGGAUUACGAAGCUGGUGAUUUCAUGUUUCCUGUAAUAUAUUAUGAUGAUGAAAAAAACAGCAACUAUGAAUCAGAUUCUGAAACUGGUCUACAAAUAGACGUUGCUGAAGUUAAUGAUAAUGAACGUCCAACGAAACGACGAAGACUCGAAGUUACUGACAUGAUGGUACUGGAUGAGGUGGAAGAAGAACUUGAAAGGCAAUUGGAUGCCAAAGCAGCCAAAACAAAUUUAACAGCUAUUAAUGUCAAAAAUAUUAUUAAACAUGUUAUCACUAAUGAACAUGUCUUAGCAAUGGUCAAUAAUAGUAUAUAUAAUUCUGAAGAAGCUGCCGUUUUUGAACCAAAAUUAACAAGAGCUAAAGCUAAGGAGUUAGCAAUGACACAGCCUAACAUACCAUGGUCACUAACGCCAGCUAAAAAAACAAAAUCAUCAAAAGUGCAAGCCUUAAUUGAUCAAGAGCUGGAAGAGGAUUCAUCUGAUGAAGAGUAUAAACCUGAUCAAGAUCAACACAGUGAGGAUGAAGGCGAAUGUAAUGUUACACUAAGUGACAUUGAUUCGGAACCUUCAAUGCCUGCUGUUCCAGUUGUACCAGAGACAACUGUAGAAGAACUAAAUCUACCUGAACCAGAAUAUGAUAUUGAAGGAUUAUUCAAAAUUCCUGAAAUUCCUCAUGUACCUACGGAAGAAGAAAAUAUUGGUCAAAGAACCCGGUCAAAAUUAAGUUUAAGCGAGAUACCGAUCGAAGCUAUUGAAAAAGCAUUCGUUCCACCUGAUAUUACGCUUGAUAUGUAUGAUUGGGAUAACAACGAUAAAGAUCCAGCUUGGAUUGGUUUUUUGAAUAAUUAUACGAAUCCUGAAGCUGAAGUUGAAGAUGAUACUGAAGCUGAUCCUGAAUAUAAUAUACUUGAAGACCAUGAUGAAGAGUUAUUUGAUAAAGAAGAAUUUAGAGCUGAUAAAGCUGUUAAAAUUCCUCGCAAAGAAUUGAAUGAUUUGAUAGCAGAAAUGGUUGAAUUUGUUGACAUAUAUUUGCCAGAAUCUAAUGAUGCAACAAAGAAGAAAAAAGCUACAGAUGAACCAGAAACUUUAGUAGAAAAUAUUCCACAGAUGGAAACUGAUAUUCCGAUUGUCCACAGUGAACCAAAUCCAAAUGAAACUGAAUUAUCUAGAGCAUUAGAUGAAGAUUUCAGGGCUCUAUUAAAUAUUCAAUUUCAACAACACAUUCAACUAAUGACGCAACAUUUCUUAAUGACUUAUAAACAUCCAAAAUUACAUAGUCAGUCAGUAACUUGUGAAGAAAAUUUAGAUAGUAUCAAAUCACUCAAAAAAGAUGAAAAUUCAGCUUUCAAUAUUUUCAAUCUCGAUGAAGCGUUAAAAACUGUACAAGGAUGGAAAAAUCAAUUUAAAGAUGAACAGUUCAGUCACGGUAUAAUUACUAAAAUGGUUCAUGAUAGUGUAAAAGAAGAGGAAUUGCGAUUAAAAAAAACGAGAUUCCUGCCAAGACUUCAUCCAAGAUUGAAAAACUUCAUAAUGGGAUCAAAAGCAUUAUUAUAUCCACAUCUCUUACCACAUCAACCUUUUAGUAGCAUAUUGAAACCGAAUGUCCGCGACAAUACUCUGUCAUACUUUCCAUCAGAAAUACAAUUAUUGGGCUUAGGUGUAUCAGACUUUUGUCCAUAUAUUGAGAGUCAUAAAAGAAGAUGGAAAAAGAAAAUGUUACUCAUGGAUGCAGCUCAAUUAAUUGCGGAAUAUUUAAUGCCCGUUAGAAAACCAAGUGCUUUGUACGAAAGAAUAGUAACUUUGCGAGCGAGUCGAGAACCUAAUCCAGUUAAAAUGUAUUUUAAAAUAGGUAGUAUUCCUCCUAAAAUUCAUUAUAUUGUGGAAGAUAAUAUUAUGGUGGAGCCAAAAUAUCAACCCCUAGAAUCUUUACCUAAAAUGUGGCAAGAUUACAUCCAAAAUAACGAUCGUGAAGAAAACGAAUCGUACCUUGCUUUAAUGUCUCUUUUAUCAAGUUCUACGGAUAAUAUGGUUAUUGAUUCAAGUUUUUGUACUCCAACUGUAAAUAUGUUGACAAACACUAGCACAAGAGAAUCUGCAGGCAAAAAAAGUGCAAAACAGACUGCUAAUAGUACCGGAAAUAAAGAAGAUUCAGAAGCUAAAGAAGGUAGUUCGAGUGGUACUACAUCAGUGCAAACUAGAAAAACUACUCCACGUCUUGCUAAAAUACGCAGUGCACAAAAUAUGAAGCUGAUGACUCAAGUAUCUGGAUCGAAAAAUUUAUCAAGUAGUAAUAGUGAAUCUAUAAAACUCAAUGAUAAAGAAGACUCAGUGGAAACAUUUCAAGAAUUAACUGGAUCAUCAAAGGGAGAUAAUGAAGAUGAGAUCGCUGAAUUAAUGUUAGCUAGUACAACAAUAAAGAAAGAUACCAUUAAUAGAAAAAAAGCUAAGCAAGCUCGAGAAUCUGAGAAUAUUAAACGAAUGUAUGAAGCUGAAAAAGAAUCAGAAGAACGUGCAACAAAAUUCGCAGAAUCUUUUCUUCAAAAACUCCAUAUAACGUUAGAAUCCAGUAAUCCAGAAUCAUUGCGCUUAGUAUUGAAAUUAUACUUGGAUUAUUAUGAAAAAUAUGAUAAAAUAACUGAAGGUGUUAAUGAGACACGUGAGCAACAAGAAAAAAUUAGUGAGUUACUAGAUCAACUGGCAAUCAAUCUUUACAAAGAUGUCAACAAAGUGCUUAAAGAUUAUCCAGAAUUGUCAACAGUAUUUUUAUUAUUUUUAAAACCACAUCAAGCUGCAAUGAUAUAUAAAUCAACAGAACAUAUGAUGUUACAAAAAAUGAAUGAAUUUAUAAACGCAGCACAAGUUUAUUUUGCUAAACAACCGUCUCGAAUGAUGAGGGUCAUGCAGGCUUUAACGCAAUUAGCUGCUGAAGCUAAUCCAACACUAGAAUUGAUUCACGCUACAAUGGAUCCAAUAUUGAAAGGACAUCAACUUAUUAUGGAUAUGUUUCAACAAGUCUUACCAACUGGUAAACCACCGCAGAGUUUAUUUUCACCGAGUUUAUUUGAAAAUUUAACUUGUCCAGUUCUACCGCAUGAUAAAAAUCGUAUUUUUACUGUUGACUCACCAGAAUUGUAUGAAAAUAUUGAACUACCAACACCAGCCGUACAAGAUGAUCAUUAUGGCGGUGAUAAUUGUAAAUGUGAUUGUCAUGAUACUAAUGAACCGCAUCUAAAAACGCGUAUGGAGCAUUGUAUAUCAUGCGGAAUAAGAUAUCUUAACGGUCGUUUAUAUUUACAAACGCCUGAAGGAUUGAGACCAGCAAAAGUUGAAUUUCCUGGUGACGAAGAAGAAAAACUUGAAAAUAUAUCUCGUGUUUCACUUAAAACAACUGAUAAAAAUGCACCGACGGCUGUGCCAUCGACAAGCAGACGACGCAAGUCGUCGAAGAAUGAUAUAAAUACUGAUGAGCAGGCUCAAAAACAAUGUUCAUUGAAGACUUCACCCGUUAAAGACAAUGAUGACAGUGAUAAAGGUAUGUCCAAGAGUAAACGUGGUGGUAAAUCACCUCCCAAGUCACUUGAACACCGGCGGCUAUCUAAGUCUGCCGAGAAUAAUGCUAAUUCAAAUGUUCCGAUAUCAUCAUCAUCAUCCUCUGUUACUUCUACUACUAAUGAAGUAACUUAUCCGCUUAAAAGUAAGCGUGAAAAACGAGCUGAAAGAAGAGAAGCAAAAGCUGAAUCUAAAAAUUUUGCUUUAGAAUUAAAUAAACUCAAUGAAAUGCCUGUUGUUAAUAAUUCAGUAAGUGAACUUACUAAAGAAGUUGAAAGUAAUAAAGAAGCGUUGAUCGCUGUCAAUGAUUGUGGUAUUGAAAAUAAUUUAACCUGUGAUAUUAAAGAUAAUCCGACUGUUGAAAAUGUUGAUGAUAAUGAUAAAAGCAAUUCUAUUAAUGAAUUAGUUAAUAACAGUUCGUGGACUAGACAAGAGGAUUCUUUGCUUCUUCAACAUAUUCAGAAAGAUUAUUCGGAAAGUACUUUUAUUACUGUCAGUCAAUUGCUGGGAAACCGUACAGUAACUGAGGUGAAAGAACGUUGUCAAGCACUGCUUGCGUUACUUGAAAAAAUGCUAUAAUUAAUAGAUAGAACAAAUUUAAAGAAACCGUGAUAAUUAAUAAUAUUUAUAAUCAUAAAACUUUUUCUAUUCAUUUAAAUUUAGUAGCAAUUAAGUCGAAGUAACUAUAAAUGUGUACGCUAAAGAGCGUUAAAUAACUAUAUUACUGUUUUUUUUUUUUAUAUGUUAAACAUUCGAAAAUUGGUUAGUCACGCCUACGGACUAAUACAGUCUCCAAAGUAUUAAUUAGUAGAUGAAACAAGUUUUUGUUAUGUGAAAUAAAAUGGUAGUGUAAUUUAUUUCAU